Lethenteron reissneri (Far Eastern brook lamprey) is the source of this 10429-nucleotide messenger RNA. RefSeq names its product midnolin (gene MIDN). The record is from RefSeq and is a predicted model, not a curated record. Gene Ontology annotation, cellular component: nucleus. Gene Ontology annotation, molecular function: protein binding. Lineage: Eukaryota; Metazoa; Chordata; Hyperoartia; Petromyzontiformes; Petromyzontidae.
GCGCAGACACGCGGAGACAGACAGACACAGGGAGACACACAGACACAGGGAGACACACAGACACACACACAGACGGGGAGACACACAGACACGCGGAGACAGACACACACAGACACGCGGAGACACACAGACACAGGGAGACACACAGACACAGGGAGACACACAGACACACACAGGGACGGGGAGACACACAGACACGCGGAGACACACAGGGAGACAGACACACACACGCGGAGACAGACACACACAGAUACGCGGAGACACACAGACACAGGGAGACACACAGACACACAGGGACGCGGAGACAGACACACAGACACAGGGACGGGGAAACACACACAGGGAGACACAGGGACGGAGACACGCGGAGACACACACACAGACGGGGAGACACGCGGACGGGGGGAGAGACAGGGAUGGUGAGUGGCAGACAGAGGCGGGUAUAAACAGAGACACACGUAACACCGGUACAAAUAGAAGCAGGCAUUUACACAGACUUGCGGACGAAUACACAGGGAAGCAGGCAUAGAUACAGCCACAUAUACAUAGACAAGCGGACGCAUAUACUGUCCGGGUAGGAAGACAGCCACCCAGGAGACACGAGGAGACACGUGCAGACAGACAGCCACGUGCGCGUCUGAUUUGACAGCUCUGUGUAGUGAGCGCACGAUAGAAUGCGUUCGAGUGAUCCGCUUUGUACUCGGGUUUAAUUGCCGAGCUGUUGCUCUUCUAAAAAGCCACCGGCUGCUGCUGCUGCUCAAUACAAUUUGCCAUAAAGUUGAAACAAAGUGAUCCUCCGUCCCGAAACCACCAUCACCAUCAUCAUCCACACACACACACGUGGUGCGUUCGUGUAGCGGCAAGGGGCCAGCAAGGCACGGCACGGACUGCACGGACCAGACACUUGGCCCACCGGCGAACAGAGAGCGAAGAAAGCCCUUCCCGUGUAACUUUAUCUCUCUCUCGCAAGUGCUUGGGGUGACUGACUGACUGACGAAGAGAGAGACAGAGAGAGAGAACGCUGCUGCCUUCGUUUUAUAACUGCACCAUCAAGCGCUGCUGCUGUUGCUGCAACCAGCAUCAUCAUCAGCAUCAGCACGUCCCACCCACUCAUCCUAACCCUACCCCUAAAGCAGCAGCAGCAUCAGUAGUAGUAGCAGGCACCCCCCUCCCCCAACCAAAGCCCUUCCUCCUCUUCCUCCGCCUUCCCCGUGGCUCCAUCUCGCCGUCCCCACCUCAUCCGUGCUCAGCAGCCCCAUUCAAGCCGAGCCGAGCAAAGGCGCCAGCCAGACGCGGACCCUCCACCACCUCCACCACCCCCCUCCACCUCCACCACCACCACCACCUCCACCACCACAGCCUCCUCCACCACAGCCAAGCGGAGAAAGGCGAACGAGAGGCGACGGAAAGCACCCCCCUCCCCAGAUAGGGAGAGGAGAAGAAGAAGAAGGUGGUGGGGUUGGGGGGGCUAAUAUCGAUCUAAUAAUAUCGAUCUAAUAUCGAUCUAAUAUCGAGAGCUUUAGCGAGCGAGGAGAGUGAAACCGGCGACGGUGACCGAGUAAAAAGCUCAAAACUACCGAGUAGCAGCAGCAGCAACAACAACAGCAGCAAGAACAGCAGCAGCAAGAACAGCAGCACAGAUGGAACCGGGCAGCAGCAGCAACAGCAGCAGUAGCUAUGACCUUGGCGAGGUGUCGUCGCCCAUCGCCGUGUGUAUCCGCUCCACCACGGGCUCCGAGUUCGAGGUGACCGUCUCUGCCGACGAGACGGUGGACGGCCUCAAGCUGCAGCUGUCGCGCCGUCUCAAGGUGUCCCGGGACAGACUCACGCUGCUGCACAGAGAGACGCACCUGAGAACGGGCAAGUUGCGUGAUUAUGCUGUGUCCAACGGAAGCAAGCUUACAUUGGUGCCAACGGUGGAGACGGGACUCGUGUCGCAGUCGGCAAGGCCGGAGCAGUCGGUGAUGCAAGCUCUGGAGAGCCUGUCUGACAACCAGGUCAGUGACUUCCUGUCAGGCCGCUCACCUUUGACCCUCGCCCUGCGCGUCGGAGAUCACAUGAUGUUCGUGCAACUCCAGCUGGCUCCCCAGCAACACCAGCAGCAGCAGCAGCAACGGCAACAGCAGCAGCAGCAGCAACAGCAGCAGCAACAACAGCAGCCGCACAGCCACCAUCACCACCACCACCAUCACCACCACCACCACCACCAUCACGGCGCUCCCCGCGACCCGCGCUUCCAGCGCUACUCGCGGGACCCGCGCGCGCACUCGCACGCCACGGGCUGCCUGCACGCCUGCCACCAGCGCCAGAACCGCUCCGCCGCCUCCACCUCCUCCACCUCCUCGUCUUCCUUCACCGGGGGCCACCAGGCAUCUGGGUCCAGCGCGUCGGCCGGCGGCGUCCCUCCCUUUGUCCCCCAGCACCAGCGGGCGGUGCCGCCGGCGGGCCACCACGGCUCGCCCGGUCACCACCUCCCCGCGGCGGCCCUCCAGGCGCAGGCCGCUCAUCAGCUGUCGGCGCGCCACCAGCUGCCGGCCGCCGCUCAGCACGCCGGCUCCUCGGGCCAUCCGGCGUUCUCCCUGAGCCACUUGGCCGGGCAACGGCAACAGCAGCAGCAGCAGCCGCCGGGUGGCACCUCGUCGCCCGCGCAGGCCCCCGCGCCCCACUUCGGCAGGAUGUCCAAUCAGGCGUGGCACGCGGCUCGGGCGGCCAAUCAGAGCUGUCCAUGCGAGCCGCCACCCACGCCAGCUGCGGCCCACACUUCGACGCAAGCGCCGGCCAGCACGGCAGUGGCGGCACCGGCGCCGUCAGCUCACAGCCGGGCCCGCAAACCCGGGGCUAUCAUCGAGAGCUUCGUCAACCACGCUCCUGGCGUCUUCUCUGGAACCUUCUCCGGCACGCUGCACCCCAACUGUCAGGACAGCUUGGGCAAACCUCGUCGGGACAUCAACACCAUCCUGCACAUCCUCAACGAUCUGCUGAGCGCCACUCGCCACUACCAGGGCAUGCCGCCCUCCCUGCAGCACCUCCACCGCCACGCUCAGGCGGCCGCCACGUCCGUGGGGGGCAACGCGAACGGCACGGGAGUGUCCGGCCAGGGCCUCGCCACCCCCGUGCCCUCGCCCGCAUCCUCCCCUUCUGCCCACUCCUCUUCGCCGUCUUCAUCCCCCGCCGCCACCGCCGCCUCCUCGUCUUCUUCUCCGGCCACUGCCACCCCCCUUCCUCCUCCAGCUGUUGCUGCUGCUGCUGCCGCCACUCCGGUGCCUUCCCAGCAUGCACUGCAUCAGCAGCUCCAGCAGCAGAUCCAGCGGGAGCUGGCGCACCGCGUGGUGGGAGUGCGCUCUGCAGGUGGCGACCGGCUACGUCAGCACCAGGAGAACAGCGCGACGCGCACCAAGGUGGAGCACCUGCAGCUGCUGAUGCGGCAGCGCAAGCUGCGGCGCAAGCAGCGCAGGGACUCGCGCGCCCCCUACCCGGGGGCCGGCGGCGCGCACGACGGGACGGUGGGGGCAGGGUGGGGUGGGGCGGGCUGCGGCGGGGCCCCCGGGGCGGCCGGAGGGCAGCGCAAGGCCGGGCGCGCGGGCAGCGAGAGCAGCGUGGCGAGCGACGCGUCGGGUCUCGACCUCGAGCUGGACGAUCAAGCCGUGGUGGAGAACGGGGCGAGCAGCGGCGCGUGGGCCAACUCCGCGGAGAUGGAGCCGGAGUACGUGGUGGCAUGAAGCGAGGGCAAAGGCCGAAAAGGAAUUGAAUAGAAUCGACGGCAGCCGAGACAACUACAGCAGCAGCAGCAAAGAAAACAUGACACGACCGUUUGUUUAAAGGAAAGAUGAGUGGGGCUGAUUUUUUGAAGUAAAAAUUGGCGGUGACGGAAGUGGAAUUUGAGAGCGACAUGAGCCAGGCUCUGGGCGAGCCUGGCAGGGGUUUUUUUGUUUUGUUCCCGAUGUCGCGUUUGCGAGUCGUGUUGUAGCUGCGGCCUGCGUGCUCGAGUUGCAGGAGAGAGAGGUGCCAUUGAUUUGGUUUUGGUGGGUGGGGGAAGUGAUUUUUUGGGUUUAUUUAGUAUCAGGCCUUGACCGAUUUGGUUCAGGUGCAGCUUGCGGCGGCGUUUUCAUACGACGAUGUGCGGGAGGUCUGCUCCGUGGCGUUAAAAAUAGACCUCUGCAAGGAGCAGAGCAAAGGAGAAAAUCCGACCUGGCCAAAAACAUGGCCGCUCCAGUCUCACGUAGCAUACGCACGGAAAUAUAUCUAUUCCAAUUUCUUAACAAACAAAAUCAGAUAAAAGUAAAAAUGGAGGCAUUGCAGUUUUCGUUUGUUGAUAAACCUGAGGUAUAGAGGUUGUGUUUGUUGUCAGUGAAAAAUUGGCAAAUCAAACAGAGAGACUAUAUUGGCAUGGGAGGGUGUCCUAAUGAUAUGGGAUGGUGGUGUAUGUGUCUAUUUUGUAACGCCUCAUUAGUGACAACGUGAAAUAUUGGCCGACUUAAAAGAUUCUUUCCUGGACGCAAUGUUUCGGCAACAUGUUAAGAAAAAAAAAUGUUAUGGAUGAUUGAAUUACAACUCAGAAACCCUCCAUUAACAUAAAUGCAUGUUUUAAAGUAGGUGAUGGUAAGGAAGGCAAUUCUCCACAAAGAUGGACUCGAGUGUUGAAACCUGCCCUUGUGUUUGAUUCAAUAAUAAACGUGUGAAGUUCAUCGUCCUGCACAAUGGAUGAUAGAUGUUAACGCUCGUGUAAUCGUGACGGAAAAUCGUAAACGUUUCAACAAAAAGAAGGCUUCCUUUCUGAUUCCCGUGAAACUCAAAAGGGGGGCCGCGCGUUUCACCAACGUACACCGCGGCGGGGAAACGACACGGAAAAGAAUCGAAGCUAAAAAAGAAAGAAAAGGCAAACCGAGAAUCUCCAGGAGGUGCCCAUCAGCCGGGGGUGCGACCACCGCUUUGUAAAAACGGACACGAGGGAGGGGAAAAGGGGGGGUUUGGGAGACAACGCCCCGAUUAAUAACAAAUGCAUGAGGAAGAAAAAAAAACAGACGUUUAAAUGCUUGAAAAAAAAUGUGAUACCGAUUGAAACUUGUAACUGACCUGAUGGACGAGUCUUGAACUUUGCUCAGGAUUUACAAAAAUCUCUUCCGUUCGUCAGCAUCUCCAUCCGAAAGUCUCGGACCUACCACCAACAACAACAACAAGAAAGAACCCCCACCUCCCCCCCACCCCGACACUUGAAACGCUAAACUCUAUAACUUCGUGCGACAUCAUCACGACAAGUCGAAGACCCUACUCGGGCAAAAAAAAAAUACUAUCGUCUGCCACAAGGUUUUUUCUUUCGGUCACCUGCAGCUGUAGUGAGCGGAGCGCUUUUAUUCGAAUCGCCCAUGUCGUGCGUGUCGGGCAAAAAAAUAUAAUAAUACCAAUAACAAUAAUAAUAAUUAAAAUAAUAUUGUACUGUCUGAAUGCCGUAGAUAUUGGAUGACUUUGUGCGGUAGUGAUUUUUCUCGGUGUACGUGUAGAAAAUUGUGUACUAUUAGUUUACGUUGCAGCCUCUGUAAAACUGAAAUCGUUGAGAGAAAGGCUGGGCUGUGUCGAACAGUAACGCAAGUUAAAAACAGUUUCUGUCAACAAAAAAAACAUUUGUUUCUAUUAUAUAAUCAGGUAUUUUUUUUUCUUCUACGCUAGCGUUACUCUAUUAAGCACCAGGAUUAUUAUUUUUGUUCGUUUCCCUUGAUUUAUUUUCAUUAGACUCCAACAGCACCCCCCCUUCCACCCCCAUAUGGCUGACCGUUUUAAAAUGGUCUGGGGGGGGGUCGGUCCCCCUUACUGUUUUUCGGAUAAAACAAAUCAUUCUUGGCUCAAGCGUGUCCACGAUCACGUGCACACGCACGCUGCAGUCCCACCCUCUCACCGGCUUCUUUUUUGUUAAUAUAAAGUUGCAAAGGUGCACGCUAUCUACAAAAACCGUAACAAUAAUAACACCACGCUCUCUCAAAGAAUGAACUUCCAAGAUUCAGUCUGUCGCGCGCGCGGGCUCCCAUCGCGUGCCAGCAUCCCGUCAAAUCCCCGCGCGUCCUUAAUUAUGCAGCCAAAUGGUUUAAUUCACAUAUGUUGAUUUCCUCACUCCACUAGUGAAGACCGUUACGACCCAUCGGGUGUCCGCAACGUACACAACUGCAGGUCGAAGGUCACGUUGUGUUUAUUGCGUGCCGGCAAAUUCAACGAAAGUGAAUCGCAGUGCCCUUUGGCUGCAUAAUUCAGAACUAUGGCAAGCCUUCCGUGGGUCAAUGGUUAUCUCCUUACAAGCCUCUUUUGAUGUUGCAAUAUGUUAGACACAAUAACGAUAAUAAUAGUGACCACGAUAGUAGCAUUAGUCUUUCCAAAUCACAGGUCCCCCCUCCCCGUGGUCUGAUGCCCGUGUAAAUGUACAUUUUUGAAAUCUUAUUCACUUGUAUCAAGCUCAUGUACUUGUACUGAAAUGAAUAUGCUCUUGGGUAAGUCUGUGUCUGAAUAUGAACUGCACGUGAUAUAAGCACAGAAGUGCCAUUUUCCUCUCAUUGUACUUGUUCUUAAGGGUUGUAUAUACCGCACACUUUUCCUUCGUCACUAGUUUCUUUUUAAAGGCCUUACAGAGUCUAUGGACUAAGUUUAAACACCACCCUCAACUCUGUGUUCUCCUGAUGAUGAUGAUGUUGUUUUUGGAAAAGCUCAGAAUGCGGGGAAACACGAUGUCAGGAAUCCGCGCAGCAAAAUGCAUCCUCAAAAGUAAAAACCGCUUUAGCAAAUUGCUCGCGAGCAUUUCAAGCGUCGGCGUGACCACGUUUUGGCCGCAUGUCGUGGGCGGCGAUUCCUGCCCGUGGCGCCGUGACGAACCCAGCGGAAUCUGUUCACGAGGGCCUCGCGCGACUGGCGACGACGAAAUCCCGAGCCUCGCAUCGUCAGGUGACCUGGAAUCCCAAGCUAUUGGCGGCUUGCCUCAUUGCUGUAGUUUCGUCGAUUCAACACCCCCCCCUCCCGCCGCCUCCCUUCUUACCCUCCCGAUUGCAAAUUGGUAAUGUUUAAUUUCAUAAUCGGUCAUAUAAAAAAAACGUCGUUGGCAAGUUUUUUGGGUUUUUUUGCAAACAAAAGAGGCCUUGCGCACGUGGUCUUGCCUGGGUCGCUCUGCGAAAGCCACGUGGCCUUUUUAUUUUGUGUUGCGCUGGGGGAAUUCAGGGAUUCGCACCAACCGGGAAGAGGAGGAGGGUGCGUUUUUGCUGCGCGGUGUUCCGAGUUUUAUUUGUCCGUGAUUGCGUCCCCUGUGCCGGCAGUAGUUUGUUACGGUGCUCAACUUUGUGUUCACGUUGUUGCUCAUUUCUGGAUGUUUGUGGAUCGUUUCUCGGAAAGGACACCCGUGUGUCAUUCGUGUGUGUGUUUAAUUACAAAGAAAAGCAGACACCCCACCGCCCCCCUCUUGAACGCACCGUACGGCCUGCAUAAUCGAUGGUCAAUGAUUUGCAGGUUACGCAUUGCCAAUGAUCCGGAGCCAAACGUGCAGGAUUGUGUAUCUCAAGUCGGUUUGAUCACUCCACAGACAAAUCUGCGCACGGCAUUGCUAUGCUCUGCGUGGCAAUGCAUCCCCGAUUGUGAAGAAACGUUCCAUCGGCCGGCAUGGUACACACCAAUGCAUUGACACCUCUUAAAAAAAAAAUAACAUUACAAAAACAUAAAGCCUGACCCUCAUUCCGUUGUGAAUGAAUCUGCAGUAAAGAGGCCAAUUUUCAUAUAUUUUUACUUCCCCGUAAUUGGAUACAGAUUUCUGACAGGUGUAAUAAUAUAAAAAACAACAUGUUGUUUUCUUAUGCACUCUAAAGAGUGCUUAUGAAAGCCAGACGCUACGAUACAAAGUAGAUUCGUAAAUGCUGUCCACAAACACGUAUCCUCCGUUAAUAUCCCGCAGCUGCUAUUUUGACGGUAAACACCCCACCAACAUUUCUGAUGGAGGCCAUCUCCCCCCCCAAGUUAAAAGCAUUCACUGGCAGAGCGGUCGCUGGAAAAUGUAUCAAAGAUGUGAAUGAGGGUGUUAGUCUUUUUUCACUUCUACCUUGGCCCUCGUCCCAGUAGUUUUAAAGUGAGCAGCGUUGCAGAAGGGCGUUUGAACACAAAUUGAUUUCGCUCUGCGGUCUACCUCCUAGAGGCGCGCGACACAGAGGCAACAGAAAUAUGCAGGAACAUGACAGCAUUGAGCCCCGUCUGAAUGGAGGCGCCGUUCUCGGAAUGGGAUUGUGAACGUCGCAGAGACGAGAAGAUCAUCCAAACCGAGGAGUUUCUAAAUGUGUCCUCGCUGCGUGCUCCAGUGACCGGCCCGGGAAGGUGGCAAGAGCACUACGUCACGUGUGAGCACGUCAUGUGUAAAAUGAACAAAUCCGAAAAAAAAUCUUAUUCCGAAAUUGUCAUAGUUUGGAAAUCUGAUGUUUAAAUCCAAAAUCUAGACUAUGAUCUCUAUACACAUGGCUAUAACGUGCGUUUAAAUUAUCACCCUGUCCCUUGUGGAUUAAACUACUCACCUGCGCACCACCUUCACACGUGCAGCAAUAUUUUUGAAAGGCAAUCUGUCUGAUUAUCGUUUAUUCCCGUGUUCUAAAGGGAAACUAAAAUUCUAAAUGUUUUUUUUUUCCAGCAACAUAAUAUCUUCAGAUUGAUACAUAGUGGUAGGUUGAUUGUCAAAUAUAACAAUACUAUUAUGACUGCAGACCUUAGCAUGAUCGAUAUGCAUUGGUAGCUGCCGGGAUUUUUUCAGAGUACAUAUUUAAAUGUUAAAAAUGAUAGUAAUCGUCCAAAUUUUAUAUUACACACACAGAUUACACACGAAAAAAAAAACCAGUAACCUCCUUUGGCAAUAUUGACGAUAGUGGAGCGUUAACUCCCAACACCGACCAGGUCAAGGAGAGAAAAAUGCUAUAAAUGUGCCGCAUGCAUAGAGAAACGGGUCAAAGGUCAAAACGUGUUCUGCCCCCUUGAACAACGAAUUUUGUCGUCUCUGCCGCCAUUCCCAGCAGUGCAACUCUGUGUUGGGGCACAUCGCGUUCAUGCAAGUCGGUUCUCCCUCUCUCUCCGCUUGCGGUGUUGCACCGUGCGGAAAUUCUAUUCGUUUGUUUCCUGCCUGACAAUGCAAUACUCUCAUCUGGCUCCUUGGCAUAAGUGCAAUGUCAAGCAAUUUUCUGCAAAGGGAAAAAAAAUUUGAGAAUACAAAGGAAUGGAAAUGAUUACAAGCAAUAGGAACUAUUGUUCUGGUGUUCUUAAUUUGACACGAGUACAGUAUUUGAUGUAUUUUAACCGUUUGGUUAUUUUUUUUUCCCAUUUUAAAUAAGAUAUACUGUAACGGUGUACUGUAUGACAUGCGGAAUAGGUUAGAUGUUUUCCGUUGUGUGUGCUUCAAUGUAUAAAACGCUGGGUUAGUAGUCUUAAACGGCACAAUGAAUUUACACAAAAAGUUUGCAAUUUUAACAUAAAAUCAGUUUAUUGUUAAAUAAGAUAAUUUCCAAAAGGCAUAGGGGCACUGAUGGGUGGAAAAUGACAAUGGUAGUCACGGCGAUAAUGCCGUCAAAGUCUGCGAAAGAAAAAUCACUGCGUGACCGAAUACUUGAUGAAGAAAAGGUUUACGCUUUGGCAAUGUGAUGCUCCACCCAUGUUGCGGAAAAGGCCCAGCUCCAAAUCGACGUCUCACUGCUCCUCCUUCUGCAGCCACCUCAAUUCGGGCUCCCAAAUCCAAAUUAUUUAGCGGGACACCAUUUUAAUGAACACCGUUCGUUGUUUCCAAUCAAACGAAAAAUAUGACCAGAGAGCUGGGCUUUACCCAUUUAAUUAGAACCCUAAAUUUUAAUUUGGUGGGGUUUUAAAAAAAAAAUGUUUAUUCAGUCCACUGGAGCUGAGACCAUCGGCUCCUCUGAAUACUUUGAGAUCGUGGUGGGUUUUCUUGAGUUCACGUGGGGUGUUACCUUGGCCAGUUCGCAACCCCAGGUCUCGCCGGUGCUGGCGGGCUCUGCGUUGUUGCGCGACGCGGGAUGUCACACGGAAACUACCGAAACGCAAAACAGUUUUAAUAAAAGCACCUGCCCGAUUGAUGUGCACAUUUGGACUCCCCCCCCCCACCCCCCCUCGAGUAAGUUCGUUGUGCCGCAGUAGUAGCCGUGUUCCACCACUGCUGUGUUGUUCUUAGUGUCUCGACGAGAUGUGUUAACCCCUCUCCAGAGCAUUACUCAAGUUCUGUCCUGAAGCCUUGCAAUGGCGGGACAGCGUAUGAGAGUGUGUGUGUGUGUCUGUACGUCUAUGAGUAGCUGUUAAACAUUCUGACUUGUGGUAGGGCUUAAUGUUUUUUCUUUUUUUUUAUUAAUUACUUUUUUUUUGUACGAGUAUGUUGCAUAAUGAACUGAUGUAAAAUCCACAAUAAACAAAAACGUGAAGAAUAAACACA